This is a messenger RNA of Amphibalanus amphitrite, 3547 nucleotides long. Its product is annotated as BMP-binding endothelial regulator protein-like. Lineage: Eukaryota; Metazoa; Arthropoda; Thecostraca; Balanomorpha; Balanidae. Gene Ontology annotation, molecular function: protein binding. The record is from RefSeq and is a predicted model, not a curated record. Bases 121 to 2358 code for a protein of 745 amino acids. The transcript has 14 exons.
GGCAGUGAGUGCCGAGGUCGCUGCAGGGGGAGGGUGUGUCGUGUGGCCGUGCCGUCUGAGCCGGGUUAGCGCGCGAUACAGAGGUACCGGGUGGGGCGGCGGACGCAGUGUCGGCUGCCGAUGGUCGAGGUCAGGUCAGGUCACCGGGUCAGGGCUGCGGCCGCACGGUGGCGACUCGGUCCGCCGCGCCAGGUCAGCUCCGAUGUGAAGGCCGAGAUCCAGACCAGUCCCGCGCGGGCCAGGAUGGCAAGGAAGGUGGCUCCUGGGAGGCUUAUAUGUCUUCUGAUUGUCAUCACCUGCUUAUUCAGAAGUGCAAUAGCCGGCGAUUUGAAAGGUCUGGAUAUCGACUGUUCAAACGAGGGCCAACUGAUGGACAUCCCGUCCGUCACAGACGACCCGUGCAUCACGUGCAGGUGUAUGAACCGGUGGGUCAAGUGUGACCGAGAGGUGUGUCCCAUGGCGGACACGUGCCACCUGGUACUGGAGGGACAAAAACUGCGCCCAGACUCCUGCUGCGAAAAGUGCAAAGGCUGUCAGACGGCGGCGGGUCGGUUUUCCGAGGGGGACGCGUGGACAGACCCCAGUGACCCGUGUCAGCUGAAUCACUGCUUCAGCGGCGUGGUCACCGUCUCCAAAAUCCAGUGCCACACGCCGUGCGCCAGUCCGCUGCCGGCGGCGGCCGGACAGUGCUGUCCGCGCUGUCCGGGCUGUCUGCUGUCCGGUCAGCUGCUGGCGCCCGGCCAGAACCUGACCCUGCUCAGUGACCCGUGCGUGACCUGCCGGUGUGGCCGGGACGGCACUCACCACUGCCACCGACAGGUGUGCCCGGCGCUCUCCUGUCCGUACUCGGAGAGCAAGCGGGAGCCGGGCCAGUGCUGCGACAGCUGCACAGGCACGCGACGGAUCAAGCCCAGCGACGGCUGUGUGAUGGGCAAGCGGCGCUUCUCAGAUGGCCAGAACUUCACGCUGGACCCGUGCACGCAGUGCUCGUGCCAGGGCUCGACGAGCGUGUGCGCGCGCCAGAGCUGCCCGGAGCUGGCGUGUCCGCUGGUGCACCAGGUGUACAGUCCGGACCGCUGCUGCCCCGUCUGCCGGCGGCCGGAGCGCGUCCGGCGCGUCUGCCGGUACCUCGGCAAAACCUACGAGGACGGCGAGUCGUGGCCGAUGCGGAACCCGUGCGCCUCGUGCACCUGUUCGGGGGGCCAGCCGCGCUGUGAGUUCCAGAUGUGUCCUCCGGAGGGCCCCGACUGUCCGGCCGGCCACCACGCCGCCCGACUGGCCGGACAGUGCUGCGAACAGUGUGUCGAAGACGACGCCGUCUGCACGGUAUUCGGCGAUCCGCAUUACAACACGUUCGACGGCAAAAUGUACAACUACCAGGGUACGUGCAAAUACCAGCUGGCCAAAGACUGCGUGGACAAAUCGUUCUCGAUCCGGGUCAACAACAGCCCCCGGCGGAGUCGCUUCUUCAGCUGGACACAGUCGGCCACCAUAAAGACGGCGAUGCUGCAGGCGGGAGACCUGAGGAUAGCGUUGCGACAGAAGAAGCGGGUCAAGGUGAACAACCGGAGGGCCGAUCUGCCCUACUUCGAGCUCGGAAAGGUGUCCAUCAGCCAGGACCCGGACGACAACUACAACGUGGUCGUCAAGCUCAGCGACCUGGGCGUCAGUGUUCUUUGGGACGGCGACAGUUUUCUGCAGGUCAAGGUGCCGCCCUCCUACAAGAACAAGAUGUGUGGCCUGUGUGGAAACUACAACGGCAACAAGACGGACGACUUCACCACGAGAAGAGGUCGUCAGGUCAAGCUGACCAGGCGGUUCGCCCGCUCCUGGCUGGUGGGAGCUCGCACCCUCUGUAUGGCUCAGUCCCGACGUCAGACGCGUCGCCACCGUAAACGGAAGCCCAAGUCGUGUGGCGGCGACCGGGCCGCGCGAGCCACCGCAGUCCGACAGUGUAACCGGCUGAAAUCGGCCCGGUUCGCCGACUGUCACCCAGAGGUCCACCCGGCGCCCUUCUUCAAGUCGUGUGUCCAAGACAUGUGUGAGUGCGGAAAGCGUAAGACGUGCUACUGCGAGGCGCUGACUGCCUACUCACACGCCUGCCAGCGGAAGGGUAUCGCCGUCGACUGGCUGGAGGGGACAGAUUGUGCAGCUCCCGUGCAGUGUCCGAAGAGCUCCCGCCCGGUGGACUGUGUGCCCGACUGUCAGCCCUCCUGCGAGGCCCCCUCGCCGACCGGUGAGCAGUGCGCUCCUCCGGCGGCCGGCGGCGCCCCCUGCCGGCCCGGCUGCGUCUGCCAGGAGGGCCUGCUGCUUCACGAGGGCGCCUGUGUGCCGCCCGAGCGCUGCCCGGUCCGGUAACAGCGGUACCAGCGGGACGGCGGCGUCAGGCGGACUGAUGGAGCUGUGUGUGAACUGAUACUGACGUCAGGUGAACUGACGGAGGCGUUUUGUGGACUGACGGUGCGUCAGACGAGCUGAGAGCGGCGCCAGGUGAACCGAGAGCGGCGCCAGGUGAACUGAGAGCGGCGCCAGAUGAACCGAGAACAGCGCCAGUUGUGUUGCAGUGAGACGUGAUUGCAUGGUGAGCUAUGCAAUGAUGCCUGUGCCACGGGACCCUGACGCCGCCUGCAGGGCGAUCACACGGACGUAUGGACGGACUGUGGUCUGACGUCACGUCACAGCCGUGACGGAGUGGUGAAAACGGUCACGUGACGAGUGCCCGACCGGUGUGUGUCGUCGCAUUGCGCACCAAAGCCAUUGAAGCCAGUAUUCUGAGAGACCAGCCAGCCGGCUGCUCCACUGAUUAGUGGUGUCGAUGUCAGCCAAAUGUGCAGCAGACCCAUCCUUUCUACAGGUUGCCAGCCUUCAACGUCAUCGCCUCAUGUCUAUGACAGAGUGCUAUCGACUGCAAUAUUUUUUUUUUUCAAUGCGCUACCGAUGCUGGGUUACAGCGAGCACCCUCGGCCCAGGCCUCUAAUGAGUGCCUUGUUUCAUGCCUGAAGCGGUGCAGUAUCAGAGCAGUCUCCUAAUGCUGUGCGCUCGACACACUAUGUAUAGUAACGGAACCUGAACGUUUUAGGCCUUCCGAAUUGACAUACGCCUUUCUCGGAGACCCUCGGUCGCAGUCGAAGGACUCGAGAGUGCUGGUGCAUUGCAGAUCUGAUGGACUAUGUCUCGUCUUGUGUCACGUUCAUUGUGUCCCGGGAUGAGUGCGUUUCGGUGUCACUGUGAGUCGGUGGACGACUGGUGCAUGUGGUGUCUGCGGAGCGAGUGUUUGACGCCUGUCGAUGGUUUACGCGCAGAGUAUUAACCUUCUUUCAGUCAGUCGCCGUCGGAAGCCUAAUUGAUUCUAUGACUCGUUUCUAGUCAGCCAUGCGUUAAUGACCAUGCAAUAAGUGAUAGUAUUACUGCGCGCCGGUGGCGAGCCGUGCCGACUGCCCACUUUGCCUUCCCAAAGGAGCCACUGUCCGGGGCUGUGAGACCACGCGCCUGUCGUGUGCUAUUUGUUGUAGUUUUUACUGAUAUAUGAAUAAGGACGUGAAACUAA